UCUAUAAAGGUCGUACGCCAUCGCGUAUCAGCUCCCCUUCACUGUCACUCAUCCAUCUUUCUAGUACUACUGCACCUGUAAAAGUUCAUGGAGAUGCACAGACCACUGCGCAUCCUGUUGCCCAUCGUCGUCCUCGUCGCCGCGGCGUGGCCAUCGGUGCCGGCGGGGGCGGACGACAGCGCCUGGUCCAAGGGCACGGCGACGUUCUACGGCGGGGGCGACGCCUCGGGCACGAUGGGCGGCGCGUGCGGGUACGGGGACCUGUACUGGUCGGGGUACGGGACGGAGACGGCGGCGCUGAGCUCGGCGCUGUUCAACGACGGCGCGGCGUGCGGGGAGUGCUACAGGGUGACGUGCGACGACGGCGCGUCCCAGUGGUGCCUGCCGGGGACGGGGAGGAGGUCGGUGACCGUCACGGCCACCAACCUGUGCCCGCCCAACCACGAGCUCUCCGGCGACGACGGCGGCUGGUGCAACCCGCCCCGCCGCCACUUCGACAUGGCGCAGCCCGCCUGGCUCCGGAUCGCCCAGUACAAGGGCGGCAUCGUGCCGGUGCUCUACCAGAGGACGGCGUGCGUGAAGCAGGGAGGGGUGCGGUUCACGGUGUCCGGAUCCAACUACUUCGUGCUGGUGCUCAUCAGCAACGUCGCCGGCAGCGGGUCGGUGAAGGCGGUGUGGGUGAAGGGGAGCGCCACGGACAGGAUGCCCAUGGCCAGGAACUGGGGCGCCAACUGGCAGUCGCUCGCGGGUCUUGCCGGCCAGGCGCUCACCUUCGGGGUCACCUCCACCGACGGCCGCACCGUCGUCGUCCCCGACGUCGUGCCGGCCUGGUGGAAGUUCGGGCAGUCUUUCACCUCCGGCGUCCAGUUCUCCAACUGAGGCUCGGCUCACUUUGGGAGAAUGGGGCAGCUCAGCCCAGGGAACAGUCACACACCCUCCUCCAUUAUUUGAUUCAGUUUCACGAUUCACUGAUGAUCUGAUGUACCAGUGGCUAUUACUAGUAGAGUGUAUUCUCUAGGUCUUAAUAAAAAGAGGAAUAUCUUCUGUUAUUUAGUGCUGCCAUUCUGGACAGAAGCUACAGUUUCAAGACAAUUUACAAGCUGCUAUCUUAUCUGGAUGCAGGAUGUUACCUUGUGUACUGCUUUUUUGUUACAUCUUCAGAGUUUAUUUGGUAUCGAAAUAAAGCAACGUGGUUUCGUUCUCCA
This is a messenger RNA of Zea mays, 1205 nucleotides long. Its product is annotated as expansin-A15. The record is from RefSeq and is a predicted model, not a curated record. The coding region runs from base 88 to 879 and encodes 263 amino acids. NCBI's taxonomy places the organism in Eukaryota, Viridiplantae, Streptophyta, Magnoliopsida, Poales, Poaceae. Gene Ontology annotation, biological process: plant-type cell wall organization. Gene Ontology annotation, cellular component: extracellular region. The transcript is spliced from 2 exons.